AUGCUGAGCAGGUGGAUGAGUGGCAGCAGCAGGAACCUGGACCGCGAGUACAACUGCACCGUGCGGCUGCUGGACGACAGCGAGUACACCUGCACCAUCCAGAGAGAUGCCAAGGGCCAGUACCUGUUUGACCUCCUGUGCCACCACCUGAACCUGCUGGAGAAGGAUUACUUCGGCAUCCGCUUCGUGGACCCCGACAAGCAGAGGCAUUGGCUGGAGUUUACCAAGUCGGUUGUGAAGCAGAUGCGGGCCCAGCCUCCUUUCACCAUGUGCUUCCGUGUCAAGUUUUACCCCACGGACCCCGCGGCGCUGAAGGAGGAGAUCACCAGGUACUUGGUUUUCCUGCAGAUCAAGAGGGAUCUGUACCACGGCAGGCUCCUGUGCAAGACGUCGGACGCGGCGCUGCUGGCUGCCUACAUCCUGCAGGCUGAGAUCGGCGACUACGACCCAGGGAAGCACCCAGAAGGUUACAGCUCCAAGUUCCAGUUCUUCCCCAAGCACUCGGAGAAGCUGGAGAGGAAAAUCGCGGAGAUCCACAAGUCAGAGCUCAGUGGGCAGACACCAGCUACUUCAGAGCUGAAUUUCCUCAGGAAAGCGCAGACUCUGGAGACCUACGGGGUUGACCCUCACCCAUGCAAGGACGUGUCUGGCAAUGCAGCGUUCCUGGCCUUCACCCCCUUCGGCUUCGUGGUCCUGCAGGGCAACAAGAGAGUUCAUUUCAUCAAGUGGAACGAGGUGACCAAGAUGAAAUUCGAAGGGAAGACUUUCUACCUGUAUGUGAGCCAGAAGGAGGAGAAGAAAAUCGUUCUCACCUAUUUUGCCCCCACACCAGAAGCCUGCAAACACCUCUGGAAGUGCGGCAUCGAGAACCAGGCUUUCUACAAGUUGGAGAAGUCGAGCCAGGUGAGGACGGUGUCCAGCAGCAACCUGUUCUUCAAGGGGAGCCGCUUCCGCUACAGCGGCCGUGUCGCCAAGGAGGUGAUGGAGUCCAGCGCCAAGAUCAAGAGGGAGCCCCCCGAGAUUCACCGGGCCGGGCUGGUGCCCAGCAGGAGCUGCCCGUCCAUCACUCACGGCCCCCGGCUCAGCAGCGUCCCCCGCACCCGGAGGAGAGCAGUGCACAUCUCCAUCAUGGAAGGCCUGGAGUCCCUCCGUGACAGCGCCCACUCCACGCCGGUGCGCUCGGCUUCCCACGGCGACGCCUUCGCGGGUCCCGGGCGGAGCGGCCGCGCCGAGAGCAGCGAGCGGGUGGCCGUGAUCGCCGACGAGAGCUACAGCCCCGCCGACAGCGUGCUGCCCACGCCCGUGGCCGAGCACAGCCUGGAGCUGAUGCUGCUGUCGCGACAGGCCAACGGGGCCCCGUGCAGCAUCGAGGAGGAGAAGGAGUCGGAGGCGGGCACGCCGGCGGCAGAGGCGGAGGGCGAGCUGCGGGCGCUGUGCCCGGGCACCGCCGGCCUGGGGCCCGCACAGGCCCAACAGGUGAAUAAGUUUCUUUUAAGUGUCCUCCGUUUGCUCCUUGUGACAGUUGGACUCCUCUUUGUUUUGCUCCUCCUCCUGAUCGUCCUUACCGAGUCCGACCUUGACACUGCCUUUUUCCGUGAUAUCCGCCAGACCCCAGAGUUCGAGCAGUUCCAUUACCAAUACUUUUGUCCCCUCAGGCGAUGGUUUGCCUGCAAGCUCCGCGCCGUGGUAAACCUGCUCAUUGACACCUGA
Sturnus vulgaris (Common starling) is the source of this 1710-nucleotide messenger RNA. It is a transcript of the gene FRMD5, whose product is annotated as FERM domain containing 5. Lineage: Eukaryota; Metazoa; Chordata; Aves; Passeriformes; Sturnidae. Gene Ontology annotation, biological process: actomyosin structure organization. Gene Ontology annotation, molecular function: cytoskeletal protein binding. The record is from RefSeq and is a predicted model, not a curated record. Gene Ontology annotation, cellular component: cytoskeleton.